CAACUGCCGUAAUACUCCGAAGAAGAAGAGACAGAAGAACAGUGCAUCUUGAGCCCCGCCUGGUGGUCAAUAAGUGUGAAGGCAACAUGGCGGCCCCCGUGAGGACAUUGUGCUGUUCAGUGUUGAGGCACUCCAGCAGGCAGUUCAGCACAACAUGUGGCGUACAGGCUGGAGAGAAAUGGAGGAAAGAGCAUGGACUUUCCCGAAGCGGCACAGAAUAUGGCCCCCUGACAGAUCUGCCUGAUUGGUCCUUUGCCGAUGGGAGACUGGCACCUCCAAUGAAGGGACAGCUGAGAAGAAAGCAAGAGAGGGAAGUUUUAGCUAGACGUAUCGUGAUGCUGAACUCGGAGGUGGACAGAGGGAUGGAGGCAUGGAGCGAAAAAUGUGAAGAAGCCAAAAGAAUUGACGAGCACAAAAAGUCCCUUUUACUCAAACCUAAAGGGAAGUUGUUAAUGAAGAAAAAAAUCUAAAAGUUAGAAUUAUCAUUGUAAUCAUGUUGCCAUGUGCUUAUUGUGAGAAAUAUGUUGAUUUCAGUCUAUUGAAUAUAUUU
This is a messenger RNA of Etheostoma cragini (Arkansas darter), 550 nucleotides long. RefSeq names its product mitochondrial ribosomal protein L52 (gene mrpl52). The record is from RefSeq and is a predicted model, not a curated record. Gene Ontology annotation, cellular component: mitochondrial large ribosomal subunit. Bases 87 to 470 code for a protein of 127 amino acids. The transcript has 5 exons. NCBI's taxonomy places the organism in Eukaryota, Metazoa, Chordata, Actinopteri, Perciformes, Percidae. Gene Ontology annotation, molecular function: structural constituent of ribosome. Gene Ontology annotation, biological process: mitochondrial translation.